Molecule: messenger RNA, 3602 nt
Organism: Nematolebias whitei (Rio pearlfish)
Lineage: Eukaryota; Metazoa; Chordata; Actinopteri; Cyprinodontiformes; Rivulidae
Gene: mllt10
Product: MLLT10 histone lysine methyltransferase DOT1L cofactor
Exons: 20
Coding region: 264-3377 (1037 amino acids)
Biological process (GO): regulation of transcription by RNA polymerase II
Cellular component (GO): nucleus
Molecular function (GO): nucleosome binding; histone binding
Source: RefSeq, a predicted model, not a curated record
CGCCAUACGUCACAUUGCGUCAUGACGUAUUUCCUGUUCUCUACUAAGUUCCCCCUCUGCUUAUCACCGCGCUGUGACGGCGAUGUUUUGGUGAGGGGGGGAAACUACUGCGUCCUAAACGGAUGUAAACACGUUUAAAAACAUGUCAUUUCGAUCGAGUGGGACCUAGGGGCUGCGUUGCCGGGAAACGACGGACGUCUCCGACGAGGGCCUCUCGGAGCAGCUCGUUUUAUUCCCCCGCAUGUCCGUCGCUUUCUUCGUAGAUGGUCUCCGGCGAGCGUUGUUCGACUGCACGGCUCUCGACGAGUAACAUGAAGGAGAUGAUCGGAGGGUGCUGCGUGUGCUCGGACGAACGAGGCUGGGCGGAGAACCCGCUGGUGUACUGCGACGGACACGGCUGCAACGUCGCCGUGCAUCAAGCUUGUUACGGCAUCGUUCAGGUGCCUACUGGUCCCUGGUUCUGCAGGAAGUGUGAAUCUCAGGAGAGAGCAGCUCGUGUGAGAUGUGAGCUCUGUCCCCACAAAGAUGGAGCCCUCAAGAGGACGGACAACGGAGGCUGGGCCCACGUGGUUUGUGCGCUUUACAUACCUGAGGUGGAGUUUGCUAACGUGUCGACUAUGGAGCCCAUAGUACUCCAGUCGGUGCCGCACGAGCGCUACAACAAGACGUGUUACAUCUGUGAAGAGCAGGGCAGAGAGAGUAAAGCAGCCACCGGGGCCUGUAUGACGUGCAACAAACAUGGCUGCCGACAGGCCUUCCACGUCACGUGUGCCCAGUUUGCAGGACUGUUGUGUGAAGAACAAGGAUCAGAUGCAGAUAAUGUCAAAUACUGUGGAUAUUGCAAAUACCAUCACAGCAAACUGAAACACAAGGAGCGGGACAGACACAAGCCGAGGCACAAGAAAGGCUCGAUGGACAUGUCACCCUCUCUUGUCCUUCCAAACAUUUUGGUUCCAGACAAGACCUACAACACCGGCAACUCAGUGGGAGGUGUAACCUCUCUGCCGGCAGCCUCGCAGAAGCGACUGGAAGACAACGCCGCCCGUUUCACCAACGCCAACUUCCAGGAAGUGUCAUCUGCUCACCCUGGCAGCAGCUCCAAGGACGGCUUGGCCGCAGACGCUGGCAAGGCAGCGUCCGAGGUCAAGAAUAAGAAGACCAGUGGCGGCGGUCACACGGCAGGACAGAGGGGCGGGCGCAAGUCUUUCACCUCCUCAGGGAAACCCCUACCCUCUGCCGUGGUCACCAUGGCAACCUCCUCUACAUCUGCCUCCGUUUCCACGGGGCCUUUCCAUCAAGGCCUGCUGCUGACCAGCGCCAGCAAAACUCCUGCCCCUUCCUCCUCAGACUUCCUAAGCUUCUCGGAUUCAUCGUUACGACCCGGUGGUGGAACUUCCUUUUCCUCCCCACCGUCGUUCAGCAGCUGCCUGGUGAAACCAAGUUUGGAGGGGGGAGCUUCCGAGGGAACCGCAACUCUCUUUGGUUCUCUAAUGUCGGCUACGACAGCUUCUGCAGGAGUUGGUGGAAAGCUGUACGAGAACUCUCUCGGCCACGCAGCGAGCGAAGCGACGAGCCUCGCCGGGUCGGCGGGCUACAAGCGGCCUCAGCCCUCCAGCUCAGGUCUGGGGGUUAGCGGAGCGGCCACCGGCGGAACGGAAGAUGGUGUGAAGAAAAAAAAGAAGGGCAACUGGAGGAAUAGAUUCGGACCUUGUUUCACCACAGAACUAAAGCCCUCCGAGGCAGCUCCAUCUUUAACGCUCCCCACCUCCUCCACAGCCAGCACCACCUCCUCUUCCUCCUCUGCCUCCACUUCCUCCUCGACGCUUUCAGGACGGUCAGGUUUGGUUUCCAGCAGCGGAUUAGGAGUGGGAAUAGGAGGAGGGGAAAGGGGGCUGGGGGUCAUGGGCAUCACUGGUGGCAUUCAGAAGUCCCCGUCGCUCCUGAGGAACGGAAGCCUGCAGAGCAACAGCAGCUCCUCGACGGCCGGCUCAGGUGUCUUCUCUGCUGCCGACGGGUCAUCGUUGGGGACAGGAGUCGUCCCAGUGGGCGGGGCCACGUCCGAGUUGUCACAGCAACAGCAGCCCACGCCUUCCCUGGCCCCUCCCUCCCCUUUCACCGCCGCUGCUCCUCUCAGCAGCACGUCCUCCACGCACGUGGGGGCUCUGCCCGGCUCCGUCUUCAACCUGGCCCCCCCUCACAUGUUCGGCAACAGGCUGAACCCCAACUCCACCAUGGCGGCGCUCAUCGCUCAGUCCGAAGCGUCACCAGCAGAUCAGGAGGUGGGAGACGGCGGCGGCGUUGGCGGCGGAUCUCAGGGCUUCUCCAUAAGAGCUUCUCCCAAGACCACCCCGCGCUCUCCCAUUGGUGGCCUGCAGAUUCGCUAUGACUCCUCGGGGUCGUUGCCGGGGCCAGGGUUGGGGUUGCUAGGGGCCGGGGGAGGCGGCGGUGGCGAGACGCUGCCCCCCGUGGCCACUAGCAUCGAGCAGCUCCUGGAGAGGCAGUGGAACGAAGGGCAGAGCUUCCUGCUGCAGCACGGAGCGCAAGGAGACGUGGUGGGAAUGUUGAAGUCGCUCCACCAGCUGCAGGAGGAGAACAGGAGGCUGGAGGAGCAGAUCAAAACUCUGACCAUGAAGAAGGAGAGACUCCAGCUCCUCAGCGCUCAGCUGUCGGUGCCUUUCACUCCGUCAGCGCCCUCCGCAGACGUGAAAGGCACCGACUGCUCUUUACCUGCGGCAGCUCAGGACGCUGCUUCAUGCGGCGGCCACAGCAGCAGCGGCUCCACCUCUUCGCUCUCCGCCUCUCCCUCCGUCUCUCAGAGCCCGCCUCAGCCGGUGCUGAACGGCGUCGCGACCGCCGCCGGGCUGGGCGGAGUCACGGGGCUGAUGGGGUCUCUGGGCGCAGGGAGCGCCCUGGGGAUCGUCGGGGCGCUGAACGGCGUGAUUCAGGCGCCCGCGGGCACCGGCAGCCCCCACUCGCACGCCGCAGGAGCAGUGACGAGUAACAGCAGCUCAACCACCAGUAAGAACAGCGCCGCCCACCUCGGCCUGCUGUCGGAGCAGCAGCGACUCCUGCAGCACCAUCAGCUCCAGCAGCUGCUGUCCUCGCAGCCUUCAGCCGAUCAGCAGCAGGCGUUGCUCUACCGGCUCAUGCAGCAGCAGCAGGACCUCCAGCAGCUGCAGUCCCUCUCCUCCUCCACCUCCUCCGCCCAGCUGCCCAUCAACUUGCUGCCCGGCGCUCAGAACCAAGGCCAAGGCGCCAUCACUGCCAACCCCUUCCUGGCGCUGCAGCACGCACACACCGACGCGCACGGCUCAGGGCAGCAGAAGCCUCGGCUAGCCGAGAAGGCUGUGGGCGUCGCCGGGCAGGAGAAGACAUGACGGCGCCGGCUCGCUCUGAUAAAUACGCCGAGGCUUCGUCUCCGCUUCCUGGAGCGUUAACCGAGGAGGAGUUUGUCUCUGUUGGCGUUUCUUUCCAGCGGUGCGCUGAAAUCUAAAAUCAGAAGCUCGCUUUCAAUCGCGUCCCCAUUUCUGCUUGGAGUUGUGCUAUUUAUUUGAAACUAACUUAUAGUUUUGUUCUUUGUAACUUCUGGUAGUGGCUGUGUU